Messenger RNA from Leptidea sinapis, 1396 nucleotides. RefSeq names its product ATP synthase subunit gamma, mitochondrial (gene ATPsyngamma). The coding region runs from base 165 to 1055 and encodes 296 amino acids. The record is from RefSeq and is a predicted model, not a curated record. The transcript has 7 exons. Gene Ontology annotation, biological process: proton motive force-driven ATP synthesis. Gene Ontology annotation, molecular function: proton-transporting ATP synthase activity, rotational mechanism. Lineage: Eukaryota; Metazoa; Arthropoda; Insecta; Lepidoptera; Pieridae.
GUAAAGUGUCUUCAAACCGGAACUGUAGAUUUUCAUAUGUCAAAGUCAUUAUCUGAUUGCUGUCAGUGGAUGUCAAGUUGAAGUUUCAAUCACCAUCUUUUUGGCCAGCAACAUUUUUGUGGACUGGUGUUUAAUUUUUUACAAUAAAGCUACAAACAUUCAAAAUGCUAAGCCGGAUUGCUCCGGGUGUCUGCACCCAAGCGACCAUGGUGGUCAAUCAACAGCAGUCCCGUAACAUGGCUACUUUAAAAUCGAUUCAAAUUCGUCUGAAGUCAGUGAAAAAUAUUCAAAAAAUCACACAGUCCAUGAAGAUGGUGUCAGCUGCCAAAUAUACUCGAGCUGAACGAGAACUGAAGGCUGCUAGGCCUUACGGAGAAGGGGCUGUCAUGUUUUACGAAAAUGCAGAGGUUACUGCCCCUGAAGACGAACCAAAGCAGUUGUAUAUUGCGAUGACUUCUGACCGAGGUUUAUGCGGUGCUGUUCAUACUGGAGUGUCCAAGGUGAUCAGAACCCGUCUCAGCGAGCCCGGCGCUGAGAACAUCAAAGUGAUCUGCGUGGGAGACAAGUCCCGUGGUAUCUUGCAACGUCUGUACGGGAAGCACAUCAUUAGCGUGGUGAAUGAGAUUGGCCGACAGCCGCCCACCUUCGGGGAUGCAGCUGUAAUUGCCAACGCCAUUUUGAAUUCAGGUUAUGAUUUCGGCUCUGGAAAGAUAAUCUACAACAAAUUCAAGUCUGUUGUCUCUUAUAUGCAGUCUGAUCUGCCAAUCUUCAGCCAGAAGGCUGUUGAGAGUGCCCCAAAACUGGCCACAUAUGACUCAUUGGACGCCGACGUAAUACAAUCCUACAUGGAGUUCUCUCUUGCCUCUAUGCUGUUCUUUGCUCUAAAAGAGGGCGCUUGUUCAGAACAGUCCUCUCGUAUGACAGCCAUGGACAACGCAUCUAAGAACGCCGGAGAAAUGAUUGAGAAACUUACACUCACAUUCAACAGAACUCGCCAAGCCGUCAUCACAAGAGAACUCAUUGAAAUCAUCUCUGGUGCCGCGGCUCUCGAGUAAACCAUCUGAACCGCUGACAGCUGUCAAAUAUAGUCCACAGAAAUUAAGUAGCUCCUGUCAAAGUCAUAGACUACACUUUGAAGUUAUAUGUCAAUGUCAAAUCAUUCAAGUUUUUUUAUUUACAGCUAUUAUGUAUUUACUUUAUAUAAAUUAUUUCUCUUAUUAAUAAAUUUGUGAAUGCAUCGCUGACAUUCCUAAGCGAGCUUAUCCGAGUACAAUGUAAACACACGCAACUCUUGACUGGCUUUAACACCUUACAUUGUGUUCGGGGACGCUCGUUCUGUUCAUGGCCGUUAUCUAUAAGGAUCAAGUGGUGGUUAGAAAUAAAUAAUUAUUUAGAA